This is a messenger RNA of Patella vulgata (common limpet), 2533 nucleotides long. RefSeq names its product stomatin-like protein 1. The record is from RefSeq and is a predicted model, not a curated record. Gene Ontology annotation, cellular component: plasma membrane. The coding region runs from base 405 to 1646 and encodes 413 amino acids. The transcript has 8 exons. Lineage: Eukaryota; Metazoa; Mollusca; Gastropoda; Patellidae.
CUUCUCUACAGAGAUGCAAAGAGUGUUGUGAUGUAAACAAAAAGUGGUCUUGCACCAUUGAUAAUUAUAAUCUUGACCAAUUUGCUGAAUGUAACCUUCUACUUCUAGUCGAAUGUUGAAAGUACAGUUUAAGAAAAACAGUGAUGUAGCUAAUCCCCGAAAAUUGAAUUAUUAAAUGCCCAUUAAGAGCUACACGCGAUAUUAAUUUUAUUUAAUACUAAUACUAAUACUGGUUUUAGUAUUACGACAGCAGCGCCUUUAUAAUAAUAUAUAAUAUUAAUAAAUAUAUUGUUUUUGCAAACCGUGUGUAAGCCUAAAGAUCUCUGUUAUAGUCAGUCUUAAAUAAUAAUAACAGUUUCCAAUAACGAUUUCAUAUUCAGUCAGGUACUGACACUGAUUAUAUAAUGUCAGUAAAAUAUUCAAGAAUACCCACAGAUGACUGUGAAUCAGGUUUGACAUUUGACUACAGUUCUCCAUUUUCCUAUGACACGGAUUACAGCUAUAAGUACCGUUCAGCAUUUAAAUACAGCACCAACAAAGAUAGACAGAUAUAUUCAAACCUUGAUACUGAAUCUUUACACUCAACAAGAAGUGGGUUGAUAUGUCAUAUAUUUUUAUCUGGUGUAUUUAUUCUGCUAUUAAUUUUAACAUUUCCAAUAUCAAUAUGGUUUAGUUUUAAGAUGGUGCCAAACUUUCAAAAAGUUGUUGUCUUCAGACUGGGGAAGUUAAUUGGGGCAAAAGGGCCUGGAAUGGUUUUUGUGAUACCCUGUAUAGACAGGUUUCAUAAAGUUGAUGUUAGAAUCAAGGCUUUUAAUGUUCCACCAAAACAGAUUAUUAUAGGAGAUGGUGCAGUGAUUGAAGUUGGUGCAGAUGUACAUUAUAGAAUAACAGACGUUGAGAAAUCUAUUACUUGUGUUCAGAAUUUGGACCAGUCGACGCGCAUCUUAGUUCAGACAGCUCUACUUAAAUCAUUAGUUCGUAGGAAUUUAGCAGAAAUAGAGACACAGAGAAAUGCUUUGGGAAAAAGUGUUCAGGAGACAUCUAAUGAGACUUGUAUAACAUGGGGUGUAGAAAUAUGUAGAAUAGAAUUAUCACAAGUAAAGGUAUUAAGAGGACCACCAGCUAAAUCGACUCCUACAAUGAUGUUCCCUCCUGGAAUGAUGCCACCUGGUGCCUCCUCAUCUAAUCUACCUCCAGCUAUUCAACAAUUAGCAUCUGCUCUACUAACAGCACAGGGUAAUGGAGCUGUUCCUGCCCAACAACAAGCUGCACCUCAAAGUGCCACAAGUCUUGGUAGUUCAGAAACUAUGACAGCGGCAGACAUUUUACAAGCUGUUCAAGCCGUCUUAACAGAGAGUUUAGUUCAAAAAGUUGAUGCCAUUAUUCAAUUUCAAAUAACUGGAGAUACAGGAGGUUUAUAUUACCUGGAUUUGAAACAUGGAAAAGGUACUGCUGGAGAGGGAAUGGCACCUAACGGAGAAUCAGAUGCAACACUAAUGAUGUCUGUGGAUGAUCUCCAGGCAAUGUUUACAGGUCAAAUUAAACCAUUCCAGGCGUAUAUGUCUGGAAGACUUGAGGCAGCCGGUGAUUUAGAUGCAGCUAUGAGAUUAGAAGAGGUUAUUAAAAAAAUAACAGGGAAGUCCUGAGGUGAAGACAUGAUGUUUGAAAAAAUCUAGACAUCAUUUCAUGUUAAUAGAUCAAAAUAUAUUAGAAGCAUGACAAGCCACAUCAUUCAUAUUAUAUUUCAAAAGUUAAAAUAUUUUAAUUAAGAGACUGUUAUUAUUAUGUUGUUUUUAUGUUAUAAAGUGGAUCUGAGUAUAAAAGACAAUCAUGAAAAUGAUAGGCCAAUUCUAAUUACUAUAUUUUUCUAAGAGAGAUAAAGAUGGUAGUUGGUUUAGAGUUGCAUAUUUUAUCGCAAAAGGAAAAGCCAGAGAAUGUCUGAGGUUCUUUCUUGGACACCUGAUACCACUUCUCAUGGUAGUCCACAUUACUAAGUAGGUGUUGCAUUGUGUCGGAGCUAAAUCUGCCUAUUCCAUGUCUUUAGUGAUUCAUGUCAUACAUGAGGUAGGGUAUGCUUACUAUUUCUAGAACACCUGAUACCACUAAGCAUAGCUACUUAACUUGUUCUACAGUUGUAUAUUUCAAGAUUUCUUGAAUAAUUUCAAAAUAAUUUAAUUUGGUACAUAAAAUACUUCAUGGUUUUUAGAAAAUAAAAAUCAUAAAUCUGUCAAUAUUGUUCCUAUAAAAAAAAUCUCUAUUCAGAUUCUUGUCUGAUUUAAUGAGUUCCUACAAUAUGUAUUUUUGUGUCUUGUAGGGAUAAGUGGAUAACACUAGUUCAAUAUGACAACAAGGGUUCAAUAUUAAUUUGUGGCUUAAGUGAAUUUAACAAGAUUAUACAAGAGUUAUUGACCUAGACUUUGAUUUUUUGAGAUUUGCCAUUUUCUAAAACCUCCAAGUUAGCUUAUUUAUAAUAGGCUGGUAGGAGAACUUCAGAUUAACAGCAGCUGUAAAAAAUAAAAUCCGAAACAAAUGA